Naumovozyma castellii is the source of this 2982-nucleotide messenger RNA. It is a transcript of the gene PHM7, whose product is annotated as Phm7p. The coding region runs from base 1 to 2982 and encodes 993 amino acids. The record is from RefSeq and is a predicted model, not a curated record. Lineage: Eukaryota; Fungi; Ascomycota; Saccharomycetes; Saccharomycetales; Saccharomycetaceae. The transcript has a single exon.
AUGUCUGCUGAUACUAGUUCAUCAACAUCAGCAUUCGUCUCCACAUUGAUCUUCAAUGGUGUGAUAUUCAUAAUAUUCAUCUGGCUAUUCCUAACAUUACGACCUAAAAACAGAAGAGUAUACGAACCGAGAACACUAAAAGAUAUCCAAACAAUAAAAGAAGAGGAGAGAACAGAUCAAGUGCCCUCAGGUUAUUUCCAAUGGGUACCAUACCUUCUCUCCAAACCACAUUCAUUCAUAAUCCAACAUAGCUCCAUAGAUGGCUAUUUAUUCCUACGUUACAUAGGGAUUAUGGGCUCCUUAUCCCUCGUAUUUUGCUUCAUAUUAUUCCCCAUUUUGCUACCAGUAAAUGCAACAAACGGCCAUCAUUUGAAAGGGUUCGAAAUACUAUCAUUCGCCGAUGUGAAAAAUAAAAACAGAUUCUACGCACAUGUUUUCCUCUCAUGGAUCGUCUUCGGAAUGAUAACUUAUAUCCUUUAUAAGGAAUUAUACUACUAUAUCGUCCUAAGGCAAGCCGUGCAGACAACUCCAUUGUAUGAUGGGUUAUUAUCUUCAAGAACUGUCAUCAUUACGGAAUUGCAACCGGAAAUGGCACAGGAGAUCGAAAUGGAUAAGAGAUUCCCAGAGGCAACAAACAUUAAUUUGGCCUAUGAUCUUACUGAAUUGCAAGAACUGAAUAAGAAACGUACAAAGAUUUUCAAAAAAUUGGAAGCCGCAUUGAAUAGUGUCAUUAAAAAAUCAAUGAAAUUGAAAUUAAAAUAUCAGAAACAUCCAGAGAAAUUAUACGGGCCCGAGGGUAAUAAGAGAGUAAACGAUCUGGAAACUUAUGUCCCUUAUAAUAAGAGACCUAGCUUCCGUCUACCUAUUACAAUCCCUCGUUUCGGUUGGAAAGUAUCCAUACCAUUCUUGCCCAUCGGUAAGAAAGUUAACACUAUUCCUUACUGUACUGAAGAAUUGGCUGAGUUGAACGACCAGAUUCAUGAGAAACAAUUGAAAUGGGAUACAAACGGGAAAUUACCCGCUGCAUUCCUUCAAUUUGAAACUCAAUUGGAUGCACAGAAAUGUUAUCAAUCCAUUGAUGGUGUCCUGGGUCCCAAGACGUUCGGUAGUAAAUUAAUAGGAUGUGCUCCAGAAGAUAUUAUUUGGUCCAAUGUGAGUUUGACGACAAAAGUGAGAAGAUCAAAGAGAAUACUGGCAAACACUCUAAUGGUACUAUUAUUGAUAUUUUGGGCCAUUCCUGUAGCUGUCGUCGGUUGUAUCUCCAACAUUAACUUCUUAACGGAAAAAGUGCACUUCUUGAGAUUCAUUAACAAUUUGCCCAACGUCCUCAUGGGGUUAAUUACAGGUAUAUCGCCCACAAUAUUGUUAGCAUUAUUGAUGUCUUUACUUCCACCAUUCAUUAGAAUGUUGGGUGUGCUAAGCGGCGCAUUAACACAACAGGAAGCUGAUCAGUAUUGUCACAAAUGGUAUUAUGCAUUCCAAGUGAUCCAAGUCUUUAUUGUCACCACUUUAGCAUCUUCUGCAUCUGCCACAGUGGAGGCCAUCAUAAGAGAUCCAAGUUCAGCAAUGACUCUAUUAGCUGCAAAUUUACCAAAGGCUUCCAAUUUCUACAUUGUUUAUUUCCUAUUACAAGGGUUGACAGUACCAAGUGGAUCUUUACUACAAGCAGUCAAUUUGGUGUUAUCAAAAGUCUUGGGUAAAGUAAUGGAUACCACUCCAAGACAAAAAUGGACUCGUUACAACUCCUUAUCUAAACCAACGUUCGGUGUCAUCUAUCCAACAAUGGAAAUCCUGGUAGUUAUUUGGGUCUCAUACAGUAUAAUUGCCCCCAUCAUCCUAAUAUUCAGCACAGGUGCUUUAUUCCUAAUGUAUUUGGCCUAUUUAUACAAUUUAAAUUUUGUCCUUGGAUUUUCAAAGACAGAUUUAAGAGGUAGGAAUUACCCUCGUGCCAUUCUACAAGUCUUUGUGGGAAUCUACAUUGCCCAGGUUUGUCUCGUAGGGUUGUUCAUUAUGGCAAAGGCAUGGGGGCCACUGGUGUUGGAAUGUUUCUGGAUCGGUGUCACUGCAUUGGCUCACAUUUACAUGAAAUGGAAAUUUAUCCCAUUGUUUGAAGCUGUCCCAUUAAGUGUCAUUAGAUAUGCUAGAGGUGAAAAAAAUGCUUGUUACCCAACGAAGGAUCUUGGUUUACAUGAAGUGAAAGAUGUCGCAAAGGAAGCAAAAGAAGAAUACGAACGUGAUCAAAUUGGUGGUGCCAUUAGACCUGCAACUCGUAAUGAUUUGAAAAGAGCCAACUUAUUGCCUGAUCCGGAAGAGGAAAGAAGCAGUAGCACCCAAGCAAGUGAGGAUCAAUCAUCGGUCGAAUCUACAGGGGAAACUACAAUCAGAAAUUAUACCAAUGGAGCCACAUCCAAGAAACUCAGCGUUGGUGGUAGUGAAUCAUUAAAGCCAACUUCGACAUUUGUGGAAGAUGAACAAGAAAGAUUUAAGAAAUUGCGUUACAGUGAUAUACAGGGCCGUCCAAAGAACCCAGAUGAUCAAUCAAGGGGACCAGAUGGAACUUUAAUGGAAAGAGGUGACUAUGGUAGGAUGUAUGGUGACCCUAAUGCUGUACUAAAUGAGAUGGAAGCUUUCCCACCAAAUAUUGUAGAAAAUAUUACUGUAUGGGGGAGAAUUAAAAAUUUCUUUAGCCCACGUAAGAGUUACCCAUUCGAAAGAAUUAGAAUGAGAUUACCACAUGUCUAUAACACAACCGUCGAGUACGAAAAUGAUUACUUACAAUCCGCUUAUACUGAUCCUAUUGUGAACGAAAAACCUCCAGUAGUAUGGAUUCCAAGAGAUCCAAUGGGUGUUUCAAAAGAACAAGUAGAUGAAGCUAGAAAUAACGGUCUUAUUAUCUGCGAUGAUUUUGCCGUUUUUGAUGAAAAGGGUAAAGCUAAGUUUACAUUUAAUCCACCAGAUUACGAACCUCCUGUUAAGAGGUAG